Messenger RNA from Trichomycterus rosablanca, 786 nucleotides. Its product is annotated as COP9 signalosome complex subunit 7b-like. Lineage: Eukaryota; Metazoa; Chordata; Actinopteri; Siluriformes; Trichomycteridae. The transcript has 7 exons. The record is from RefSeq and is a predicted model, not a curated record. Gene Ontology annotation, biological process: COP9 signalosome assembly. The coding region runs from base 83 to 748 and encodes 221 amino acids. Gene Ontology annotation, cellular component: COP9 signalosome.
CGUUGUUGUGUUGUCGAACGUGAGCUUGCAGGAUUGACUGCACGGGGAGAGAACCGAUCUUAUCUAAAUAGUGAUAUUAAAGAUGGAGGUGGAUCAGCUGCUCUCUCUGUCAGGUUCAGCCUUGGCUCAGGCGAUCAGUUCUCUGCUGGAGACUCCAGGCCUUUAUGUAUUUUCAGACAUACUGGAGCUGCCAAAUGUUCGAGAGCUGGAGACAGGUCCCCACGCUCCCGUCUAUCAGCUCCUCAAUCUCUUCACCUAUGGAACCUACUCUGACUAUAAAGAGAGGGCAGCCUCUCUACCUGAACUUACCCCUUCCCAGAGGAACAAGCUCCGUCAUCUGUCAAUCAUCAGCUUGGCCUCCAACCUAAAGUGUCUUCCGUACUCCCUGCUGCUGCAGCAGUUGGAGUUGAAAAACGUGCGAGAGCUGGAGGAUCUGCUCAUCGAGGCCGUCUACUGCGACAUCAUCCACGGCAAACUGGACCAGCGCAACCAGCAGGUGGAGGUGGACUUCAGUGUGGGCCGUGAUCUCGGCCCUAACGAGCUGCCCAACAUCGCUAACACGCUACAGGAGUGGUGUGCUGGAUGUGAGGCAGUGCUGAGUGGAAUUGAGGAGCAGGUUUCCAGAGCUAAUCAAUACAGAGAGAGUCAACUCAAGGUCAAAGUUCAAGUGGAAACUGAGCUUUGUGGCUCUAGUUUAGGGAAGGCUCUUUCUUGUUCCAUCAUGACUGGUGCCCUGCAUGCCAAGUAAGGACGGGACUUGAUGAGCCCUGACCUCAACCCUAUUAA